AUGAGUGCAGCCAUCGCCAUGGCUCCCUCCCCUGCUCCCCAUGACAGGCCAUCUUUCCCCUCGGACCUGUCAUCGCCAUCCAACUCGCGCACCGCAUCUGCACCCUCACAACUGUCUCUUGCCGCGCCGAACAACGCGACAACCACACAAAGGUCCGGAAGCGGAAGCCCUCGAGGCUCCAGGACCGCCAACGGACCCAAAUCAUCACCACCUAGCGCGUCACGAAAUGGCGUCACUCCCAAGAUAGUUGUUAAGAAGGAGCCUGGCUCGCCUGAGCACGCGCCUCGGAGGCGCCCUGGUAGGUUGGAUCUGUCCAAGGGCGGAUCCAACGCGGCUGGACCCAGCACGGCGCGGCCAUUGACUGCCAGGGAUGGGCUCGGAAUCCAAGAGGUUGGACUGGCCUGCCUGUCGCCUGGGUUUGUUACACAGGAUCCGGUUAUGAAGGAACAGCUUCAGCGCAGCAUGAGCGUGCGGGAGCAGCAGCGACACAUCAUCGAGGCCCGUCUUCAACAGCAGUCGGCCAAGGGUGACGGACCAGACCAUAGCAAGGACAAGGAUGGCGGUAACUUCGCGGCUAAAACCCCAGGCAUUUCAUCCCGAAGGAACAAGGCGCCUCCGGGACUAAGCAUCGUUGCCCCAUCCCAUGAGCAAUUUGCGCAUGAGCGCGUCAUCCAGUCUGCUCCGCUUGGCCAAACGUUCACAGGCAUGCACAACUCGCAACCUCUAACCCGACACAUCACGAACCAGCCGUCCAAGCUUUCCAACACAUCACACAUCCACCACGUCCCAGCUACUCAGACGAACAACCGCCUCCCGCCCAUAUCUGAUGUUUUCGGCCAGGGAUUAUCCGGUCACCCCGAGUCUGGCGGUCAUGCUGUAUUUGCUCAACAGAGCGCCGCCCGUGCUCCGCCCGCGUCUCCGGGACAUGCGCACAUUCAGCAAAUGCAACAAGCACAACAUCAGCAGCCCCCGCACACGAGUAGGUCAAGGGAGUACAAGUCUGCCGAGGAGGCCCAGCAAGAGCUUGCCGGCGGCAGGCCUGAGCUGUUGCCCAAGAUUGUCCACUAUGGUGGCCACCAGCCCCCGACCCCUCCUUCCCCCCUGCCUGGCCAACAAAGAUCUUCCGCUGCGGACCCAAGCCGCAGUGCCAGCCGGAGAAGGACGCGCGCCGAGUACGAGGAGGGCGCCUCUCCGCCACUUGGCAUUGGUCGCGGGCCACGCCGUAUGCCGUUUGGCGAGGGUCGCGACAGCCCCGAGUCUCAACGGGCCAAGAGGGAAGAGUUCUUACGCCUUUGUGAACGGGCAUGGGACCUCUUCCACUCUUAG
Molecule: messenger RNA, 1326 nt
Organism: Pyricularia pennisetigena
Lineage: Eukaryota; Fungi; Ascomycota; Sordariomycetes; Magnaporthales; Pyriculariaceae
Exons: 2
Coding region: 1-1326 (441 amino acids)
Source: RefSeq, a predicted model, not a curated record